CUCAUGCUCAUGCCUUAAUUUUACAGCAGACAAUGUACAAAUUGAGACAGUCCUAGUAAGAGUUUUCUAAAUCAUCAAGACAUUUGUGUGUGUGGACAACCAUAAACAUAGAUAAGAUCGAACUACCCUCAACCACGAGACAUUUCCUACGUAUACUGGCUUAACUAAGUCUCAUCUUCUGUGCUUGAUUGCGUUUGUCGUUUCUACUGUUGGGCAGAGAAGCUUCAUCUCUUGAUACAUUUUUUUUUUCCUGAGGUUGUGAAUUUCUGUAAAAUAGCUAGACGGAUAAAGCUGACUCCAAAUGAAGUUUUUCAAAAAAGAAAAAACAACAACAAUGUUAUUAUAUAUUGUACCCCUUCAUAUGAAGAUUUGGUUCAUCUUGCAACUGUCUUUCAAUUUCCAAAGAUGUUGUUACAAGUAAUAUUUGCGUUGUCUUUGGUUUCAAUGUACAAUGCUGGUGUUUUUUCUUUUGAUUCAUUGUCCUCUUUAAAACAGUUACACUCAGUAGAAGAAGAAGUAGAGUCACUGUUGAAAUGGAAAUCAACCCUUUGUAACGAACCCCAUUCUUACCUCCACUCCUGGAAAAGAAGUUCAAUUGCCAAUACAACGAGUCCGUGCAAGUGGUUCGGAAUCACUUGCAACAACGAGGGAAGCGUCACUGAAUUGAAUUUAACUAAUUCAAAUAUACAAGGUACACUUCAAAGUUUUAACUUCUCAUCUUUCGCGAACUGUGUUAGUCUUGACUUGAGCAACAACAAACUCUCUGGAUUCAUUCCCUCUCAAAUCGGUAGUCUUUCAAAACUUAUCCACCUUGAUCUAUCCAUGAAUAAGUUUUCCGGACAUAUUCCACUAGAAAUUGAAUUCCUCACAAAUAUGAGUUCGUUAGACCUUUCUCAAAAUCAGAUAACUGGUUCAAUUCCUGCUUCUAUAUGCAAUCUGAACGACCUAACCACUCUAUAUCUUGAUGCAAAUAAAUUGUCCGGUUACAUUCCUGAAGAUAUCGGAAAGUUAAUAUCUCUUACUGACCUUGCAUUUUCCAUAAACUAUCUCAUUGGUCAAAUCCCUACUUCUUUUUGUAACCUUAGCAACCUAAAUACUUUAUACCUUCAUACAAACAUGUUGUCUGGUUAUAUUCCUCUAGAAAUCGGAAAGAUAGAGUCUCUCAUUGACUUGGAAUUGUCCAAAAACAAUCUCAUUGGUCAAAUCCCUACUUCUAUAUGUAACCUUAGCAACCUAAAUAUUUUGUACCUUUAUGAAAAUAAGUUGUCUGGUUUUAUUCCUCUAGAAAUUGGAAAGCUAAAGUCACUUGUUAACUUGGAGUUGAGCACAAACAAUCUCAGUGGUCCGGUCCCAGCAUCUAUAUAUAACUUUAGCAACCUAAAUAAAUUGUACCUUGAUGAAAAUAAGUUGUCUGGUUUUAUUCCUCUACACAUAGGAAAGCUAAAGUCUCUUGUUGAGUUGGCUUUGAGCACAAACAAUCUCAUUGGUCCGAUUCCCGCAUCUAUAUGUAACCUUAGCAACCUAAAUACUUUGUACCUUUUUAAAAAUAAGUUGUCUGAUAAUAUUCCUUUAGAAAUCGGAAAGCUAAAGUCUCUUGUUACCUUGGACUUGAGAUCAAACAAUUUCAGUGGUCCGAUACCCGCAUCUAUAUGUAACCUUAGCAACCUAAAUAUUUUGUACCUUAAUACAAAUAAGUUUUCUGGUUAUAUUCCUCUAGAAAUCUGAAAACUAAAGUCUCUUGUUGGCUUGGGGAUGAGCAGAAAUAAUCUCAAUGGUCUGAUCCCUGCAUCAAUAUGUAACCUUAGCAACCUAAAUACUAUGUACAUUUAUGAAAA
Molecule: messenger RNA, 1835 nt
Organism: Papaver somniferum (opium poppy)
Lineage: Eukaryota; Viridiplantae; Streptophyta; Magnoliopsida; Ranunculales; Papaveraceae
Product: probable leucine-rich repeat receptor-like protein kinase At1g35710
Exons: 1
Coding region: 406-1725 (439 amino acids)
Molecular function (GO): protein binding
Source: RefSeq, a predicted model, not a curated record